AUGAAGAUACUGUAUAUUGCUCUGUUUGCGUCUUUCGGUGGUCUUCUUUACGGUUACCAGCAGGGAGUGCUCGGUCAAGCCCUCGUCAUGAAUUCUUUCCAACGAUCGUUUCCCUCCAUCGCUGCCGAUCCAACCGCCCAAGGCUGGUUGACCUCAGUCCUCCAGCUCGGCGGGUGGCUCGGAGCUGUCUCUUCUGGUGUGUUCUGCGAGGUUUUCUCCCGGAAACGAACAAUCUUCUCUGGUGCCAUCUGGGUUAUCCUGGGCUCGUACCUUACUGCGGGUGCCAACGCGGCAGGCUUCCUAUAUGCUGGCAGAUUCUUCACUGGCAUUGGGGUCGGCACGCUGUCCGCUGCUGGUCCUCUAUACAACGCAGAGCUAGCGCCCCCCGAACUCCGAGGUCUUCUCGUCUCAAUGCAACAAUUGGCUACUACCAUUGGGAUUCUGGCUGCCUACUGGAUCGCAUAUGGGACGAAUUACACAGGUGGUACCGGAGACGGCCAGUCCGACUGGGCCUGGCGGUUACCUCUGAUCAUUCAAGGGGUUCCUGCCAUCGUGCUCGCAGUUGGCGUCUGGUUUCUUCCCUACUCACCUCGCUGGUUGGUCGGUCACAACCGGAAAGAAGAUGCCCUCCAGACGCUCAGUCGUCUUCGUGGCGCUCCGAUCGACGACCAGCUCAUCCAGAUCGAAUACCUCGACAUUCAAUCCGAAUGCAUCUUUGAGAGGCGCAUGUUUGAGAAGCGGUUUCCAAACCUCUCGGAAAAGUGGCGCAACAACAUAUGGUUUCGGGAGCUUGCUCAGUAUGGUCAGAUCGUUCGGACCAAGGACUCUUUCAAGCGCGUCGCCAUAGCAUCGCUCGUCAUGUUUUUCCAGCAAUUUUCUGGCAUCGACUCAGUCAUAUAUUACGCCCCUAUCAUUUUCACCUCUCUGGGCCUCACUAGCAGCACAAGUUCCCUUCUCGCGACAGGAAUCACUGGUGUUAUCAAUGUGUGCACCACGAUCCCGGCUGUCCUCGUCAUUGACAAGAUCGGGCGCAAGACUUUGCUUAUGUUUGGGUCUUUCGGCAUGCUCUCUACACUGGUCAUCGUUGGCGUGAUUGCUUCUCAGUUUCAGAACGACUGGCCAUCACACGCUGCUGGGGGCUGGGCCUGUGUUGUUAUGAUCUGGCUGUAUAUCGUCAACUUCGCCUACUCCUGGGGACCUGCUUCCUGGACUCUGAUCGCCGAGAUAUUCCCCCUGUCUAUCCGUGCUAAGGGAACAUCCAUCGGAGCAUCGGCCAACUGGAUGUGCAACUUUGUCAUUGCUCUAAUGACGCCUAGCAUGCUGGCUCGUAUCUCGUGGGGCUUGUACAUAUUCUUUGCCGGCUGGCUUGCUUUGGGCAUUGUCUUCGUGUGGUUCUUUGUCCCAGAGACAAAGGGUAAGACCCUCGAGGAGAUGGACCAAGUCUUUGGAUCCAAGUCAAGUGAGGAGGACAUAGAAGUGCUGGCUGCUAUACAGGAAGAGGUUGGCCUCCUGAGAGCUAUCGCGCUACUGGGCGAGCAGACCGAGACCGAGGGAAAGAUGAGCACUCAGCAUGUGGACCAAGUAGCCUAA
Molecule: messenger RNA, 1590 nt
Organism: Cryphonectria parasitica EP155
Lineage: Eukaryota; Fungi; Ascomycota; Sordariomycetes; Diaporthales; Cryphonectriaceae
Product: general substrate transporter
Exons: 5
Coding region: 1-1590 (529 amino acids)
Biological process (GO): transmembrane transport; carbohydrate transport
Cellular component (GO): membrane
Molecular function (GO): carbohydrate:proton symporter activity
Source: RefSeq, a predicted model, not a curated record